Molecule: messenger RNA, 1257 nt
Organism: Funneliformis geosporum
Lineage: Eukaryota; Fungi; Glomeromycota; Glomeromycetes; Glomerales; Glomeraceae
Source: the annotation of a GenBank genome assembly
AUGAUUUUAGGAGGUUACGGAAUCGAGAUCUUGGUGAACGAUGACCCCCUUCGAGAAUAUAGCGAACCGUAUGAGAAUAGUAAAAUGCAAAUUACUACCAAGCAGAGUUAUAUACAAGGAAUCAACGCAGACAAACGUUACGAAAGCGAUAGGACCGUGUUCGUAGCGGUUCCAAAACCGGGAAUGAAAUUCACUGUCAAGAUUUGGGCGGAUUCGGCAAAUUCCAAGAAGGCGUAUCGAAUUCAUGUAUACAUUGAUGGAAUAUGGGAUCACGCAUCUUAUACGUUGACAGAUUCACGUUCAAAUAUAAUUGAGCAUUUUAUUGAUGAAAAAGAUAAGAAAAAAUAUAAUUUUAUAUUCGCUCAAUCAAUGUGGUCGGAUGAUGUCUCAAAGGAGGUUGAUGUUAAGGAGAAUAACAAUGGCAGAUUCGGAAGCAUAUCAGUGGAAUUUUUUGAGGCUACAUGGUCACUAAAAGAGUAUGCAAGGCCUUCUUAUACUGUAAAACAAGCAGUCGUAACAGAAUCUAAAAACUACACUGGUCUAUCUUUUAGUACUCGAUUUGAAGAGGCUCCAAUUGAUGAGAAUGAGGAAUUGGUACCAAGUCACGUAGGCGGGUCUUAUUAUGGAUGGAAAAGUGCUGACAAACCGUCAGCCGUUCUCACGUUACACUAUCGACCUAAAACGUGGUUAGAAUAUAAGGGUCUUACUCCUGAUCCGUUCUAUUCAAGAUUGACCCCUGAACUGGAACCAGAAGUUGAUUUAGAUGAAUAUGGAAGAGAUCGGAAAAUUAAUUAUGAUUCCGAAGAGGAGAUCGAAAGAGAACGUGCACGUGUAAGGAAAAAAAGUCGCGUACACAAGUACAUUGAUUUUGAUGAUGGCAUAAAGCGACGUAAAGUAGGGGUUGAUGAAGUUAUUGAGAGUCAAAUUGUACCAGAAAAAGUUGUUCUUCCUAAAUUAUCGGAGAAUAAUAAUAGACCUUCACUAAACAAUCAUCAUAAAAUUUCAGUAAAUAAUAAUAGAUCUUCGGUUAACAGAAAUAACAAUAAUAAACCCAUUGGGAAAAGUAUUCUCAAAAAGGUUGAUAAAAGCGUUCCAGAUGCAUCAACGGUUAAAUUUGCAAGAUAUUAUGAAGAAAUUGUUGAAGAGACAAAAUUUAUUGAUAUUGAAGUGGACUCGAGCAACCCAAUUGAAGAAAUAAGACAGAAUAAAAAACUUCGAGAAAUUAUAGAAAUUCUGGAUUCUGAUGAGGAAGCAUAA